Lachancea meyersii CBS 8951 is the source of this 2082-nucleotide messenger RNA. The record is from the annotation of a GenBank genome assembly. Lineage: Eukaryota; Fungi; Ascomycota; Saccharomycetes; Saccharomycetales; Saccharomycetaceae.
AUGACUACUAAAAGUACGAUGAGCUCAGAGGAUGAUAUUCAAGAAUACGUGUACGAGGAACCUCCUACGUACCGUAAAGUUGUUUAUGACGUUUUUUUAUGGCUCUUGAGCAACAUUUUCGACUGUUUCUUUCGCGAAGUCCGCAGUAGAGGCAGGUACAAGGUUCCCACCCAAGGACCUGUUAUUUUUGUUGCAGCUCCACACGCCAACCAGUUUAUCGACCCCAUUAUUUUGAUGGGACAAGUCAAAAAUGCCGUCAACAAGCGUGUAUCGUUUCUAGUCGCCGAAAAAUCACUCAAGAGAAAAGCCAUAGGUACUUUUGCUCGUUGCGCCAUGUCAAUUGGCGUUGGAAGGGCCCAAGAUAAUUUGAAACCGGCGGUAGGUAAAAUUAAGGCCAGUGACGAUAACCCUAGAAAAAUUAUCGGCGUUGGCACCAAAUUCUCGCAAGAGUUCGAGUCACAGGGCUUGAUAGGUCUUCCUAAGUCUUUGGGCAAUGCCGUGAUCGAGUCCAUUGAGAGCGACACAGUGUUAUACCUUCGGAAAGAAUUCAAGCUCAGCAAGCCAGAAGUCAAACAGCUUCUAGACAGAGGUACCAGUUACAAAUACGCUCCUCGGGUAAACCAAAAGAAAGUCUAUCAUCGUGUCUUUGAGCAUUUAGCUCACGACCAGUGCGUUGGAAUUUUCCCCGAGGGCGGAUCUCAUGACAGAACAGACCUACUCCCUUUAAAGGCUGGUGUUGCCAUCAUGGCUUUAGGAUGCAUGGGAAAACAUCCUGAAAUUAACGUGCAAAUUGUACCUUGUGGUAUGAAUUACUUCCACCCUCACAAGUUCAGAUCUAGAGCGGUGGUCGAGUUUGGUAACCCUAUUGUCAUUCCUCCGGAACUCGUCCAAAAAUACCAGAAUCCUGAGACCAAUAGAGAUGCCGUAAAAGAGCUCUUGGAAACUAUAUCUGAUGGCUUAAAGGCCGUUACAGUGACUUGCCCCGACUAUGAAACCUUAAUGGUCGUGCAGGCAGCUAGAAGAUUAUACGCUGGUCACCUUUCCGCCAAAUUGCCACUUUCCUUGGUAAUUGAGAUGAACAGACGUUUGGUAAAAGGCUAUCAGAUGUAUCGCGACGACCCCAGAAUUAUGCAAUUAAAGGAAGAUGUUCUGAAGUAUAAUGCCAAUCUCAGCAACUUCAAUAUACCGGACCAUCAAGUUGAAUCUGCGAAAAUCAAUUUCGCGAAGAAUCUCGGUCUACUCGUAAUCAGAUCACUUCGUCUUUCUGUCUCGCUUAUUUUGGCGUUGCCUGGCAUUAUUAUGUUCUCACCUGUGUUUAUUGUCGCCAAAAUUAUCUCGAGACAAAAGGCCUCUCAAGCGCUGGCAGCUUCUACUGUGAAGAUUAAGGCCAAAGAUGUAAUUGCUACCUGGAAAAUUCUCAUAGGAAUGGGUCUUGCUCCGCUACUGUACACCGUUUGGUCAAUGCUAUUGACAUAUUACUUCAGACAUUCCAUUACAAAGAACAAGUUCGUCAGCUUCAUUGGAAUAUACAUUCUUUGUGUCAUUGUGACUUACUCGGCGCUGAUUAUUGGAGACAAUGGUAUGGACGUGUUCAAGUCUUUGAGACCAUUGUACUUGUCAAUAACAACUCCUGGAACACUCAAAAACCUGCAGACUGAAAGGAAGGUUUUGGAAGAGAAGAUUACGGAAAUGGUCAAUACCUUAGGACCAGAGCUCUAUCCAGGGUUUGACGGUGUUAGUCUAUAUGACAAAUACAGACAUGGACAAAUCGCUACAGAUGAGGACGAGGAUAGAAUUACCACCGAAUUGAGAAGAAGAAAACAACUUAGAAAGCGUAAAGAACGCGGCAAACAAACAUUCAGACACGGGACAGAGACAGAGGGCGAGAGUGAUGCUAUAUCGAUGAUUAAUAGUGACAACUCCUUGUCAAAUAUCCCAUUGUUUUCUAAUAACGGAAAUAGAUCCGGUUCUGUAUCUUCAUUGACUUCAUUGAGUUCGGGAUUCGAGGUCGUUGAAGAUAUGACCAGAACGAACGAAUUAAGCAGUAAGAUCGCCCACGCAGUGCGUGAGAAAAGAGAAUAG